Molecule: messenger RNA, 813 nt
Organism: Ogataea parapolymorpha DL-1
Lineage: Eukaryota; Fungi; Ascomycota; Pichiomycetes; Pichiales; Pichiaceae
Exons: 1
Coding region: 1-813 (270 amino acids)
Source: RefSeq, a predicted model, not a curated record
AUGUCUUCUUUAUUGCCACUAGCAUCAUACAACUUGGAGCUCCACCCAUUCUCUCCGGAACCUUGCCAACCGGAAGAUUUCCCGGUCACUGUCAGAUUGACCCUGGCAGCCGUGAACCCAGAACCUUUCGAUGACAAGGAAGAACCAUCCACUUUGAGAAUUCUUAAAAAGUCUAUCAAGCUCGAUGAUUAUGACUCUGACGAGGAGGACUUUGAUGAUGACGAUGACAGUGAGCAAGAAUCCGAAGAUGAUAUCGAAGAUGAAGGCAAAAUCCAAGAGAUCGAUGAAAAAAAGGACGAGGAAGACGAGGACAAAGCAGGGAACGAAAGCGAUGAUUCUGGUGAGGAAUCAGGAGAUAGCUCUCAAAGUGAAUCGGAGAAUGAUGAGAUUGAUGAUGAUGAUGCAAUUGAAGAGCACAUUAUUUGCACGCUUUCGCCAAAAAGCCAGUUCCAGCAAACUUUGGACCUGACUAUUUUGCCAGAUGAAGAAGUUUACUUUGUCGUUACUGGCUCCUACUCCAUCCAUUUAACCGGUAAUUAUGUUGAACACCCUUAUGAUGAAGAAGAAGAUGACUAUUCUGAUGAUGAUUCCGAGGACGAUGAAGAUUUCGAUAGCGAUGAGUAUGAUCUCACCCCGGACGAAGACGAAAUUAUUGAAGGAGAAGAUUUUGAUCUUGAUGACUUGGAGGGGGUUGAUGAUAUCGAGGGUAAAAUUGAGGAACUUGUUGAGGAAGAUCAAAAGGCUGGUAAAAGUGAUAAGAAGAGACCAGCUGAAGAGGAGCCAAAAGAAGUGAAAGACUCAAAAAAAAUCUAA